UCAUGUUAGCUAACGGGGCUACAUUUAAUGUUUCUGUUGACUGCUGAACAUGUCUGCCUCAAUGGUGGCGAGAGCGACGGUCAGAGCUGUCAGUAAAAGAAAGAUAUUAGCUACAAGAGCUGCUUUAACUCUGACUCCUCCUGCUGUGAAUAGGAUCCGGACCCUCCUGGAGAACAAGCCAGAAUAUAUUGGUCUGAAGGUGGGUGUGAGGACAAGGGGCUGUAACGGUAUGACCUACACUCUGGACUUCACCAAGCAGAAGGAUCAGGCUGAUGAGGAGGUGCUGCAGGAUGGUGUCCGUGUAUUUAUAGAGAAGAAGGCCCAGCUCACUCUGCUGGGGACAGAGAUGGACUUCGUGGAGUCCAAGCUGUCCAGUGAGUUUGUCUUCAACAACCCCAACAUCAAGGGCACCUGUGGCUGUGGAGAGAGCUUCAACAUCUGACAGGGCUUCCUGCGGUGGAGAGGGCUUCAACAUCUGAGAGGGCUUCAACAUCUGAGAGGGCUUCAACAUCUGAGAGGGCUUCCUGCUGUGGAGAGGGCUUCAACAUCUGACAGGGCUUCAACAUCUGACAGGGCUUCCUGCUGUGGAGAGGGCUUCAACAUCUGAGAGAGCUUCAACAUCUGACAGGGCUUCAACAUCUGACAGGGCUUCCUGCUGUGGAGAGGGCUUCAACAUCUGAGAGGGCUUCAACAUCUGAGAGGGCUCCCUGCUGUGGUGGCCUCCCAACACACACACCGCCCAACCCUGCCUCCCUCCCUCUCUCAUACAGCUCAUCUCUUCCCCACUUCCCUCUCUCUCUCUCACAGCCCGUCUUCCCCGCCUCUCUCCCUCCCUCUCUCUCACAGCCCGUCUCUUCCCCUCUCUCACUCUCUCUCUCACAGCCCGUCUUCCCCGCCUCUCUCCCUCCCUCUCUCUCACAGCCCGUCUCUUCCCCUCUCUCACUCUCUCUCUCACAGCCCGUCUCUUCCCCUCUCCCUCCCUCUCUCUCACAGCCCGUCUCUUCCCCUCUCUCACUCUCUCUCUCACACAGCCCGUCUCUUCCCCUCUCUCCCACUCUCUCUCUCACAGCCCAUCCCUUCCCCUCCUCCCUCCCACUCUCUCUCUCCCACAGCCCAUCACUUCCCCUCCUCCCUCCCACUCUCUCUCUCACAGCCCAUCCCUUCCCCUCCUCCCUCCCACUCUCUCUCUCACAGCCCAUCCCUUCCCCCUCCUCCUCCCUCUCUCUCUCCCACAGCCCGUCUCUACCCCUCUCUCUCUCUCUCCCACAGCCCAUCACUUUCCCUCCUCCCUCCCACUCUCUCUCUCACAGCCCAUCCCUUCCCCUCCUCCCUCCCUCUCUCUCUCCCACAGCCCGUCUCUACCCCCUCUCUCUCUCUCUCUCACAGCCCGUCU
This is a messenger RNA of Oncorhynchus nerka (sockeye salmon), 1393 nucleotides long. RefSeq names its product iron-sulfur cluster assembly 1 homolog, mitochondrial. The transcript is spliced from 4 exons. The coding region runs from base 50 to 442 and encodes 130 amino acids. Gene Ontology annotation, molecular function: 2 iron, 2 sulfur cluster binding. NCBI's taxonomy places the organism in Eukaryota, Metazoa, Chordata, Actinopteri, Salmoniformes, Salmonidae. Gene Ontology annotation, biological process: iron-sulfur cluster assembly. The record is from RefSeq and is a predicted model, not a curated record. Gene Ontology annotation, cellular component: mitochondrion; cytoplasm.